AUGAGCAGUUACGAGGACGAAGGAAAAUCCGCAAAACUAAUCCUCGAAUCUCCAGAAGUACGUAUUUCCGAGUGACCCCAGUAAAAUAUUGUCUCGAAUAUGCAAUCUUUCGGACGCCUACUACUUAAUUAAUAUUAAAUUUACUGUACUUUGUACUUCUGUUAUCAAACAGAAGGAAAAGAUGAGACGAUGGAACGAUGUGACACUGUUUAAGAUCAUCCACAGAGAAUUGUUGGCGAAACCGGUUCGUCGGCGAUGUGAAAAAUGGCCGAAUCCAUUAAUGGAGGUUAAUAUUAGAAUUUGUAUUAACAAAAAAAAAAAAGCGUUUAAAUGUUAAUUUUGUAUUUAGGGCCCUUAUGAGAUUUCUCAAGCCGCUCUAAAAGCUAAAGCGUCUGACCGCCUGAUAACUCUAGCAGAGCCCAAAAAAGAAAAUAUGUUUUACGAAAUGAACUAUUUUCCAAAACCUUCAGAUGAUAAGACCUCAGAUAAAUUAUUAGAUUUGAAGAGACUAAAAGAAUUGGCUACAUCGAGAAAAUACAAAGACGUGUAAUGAAUUAUUCGUGUGAAAAAUAUUUAAAUCAUUUUAGCUCUUACAGUGUGUCAUAAUAUUUUACUUCUUUUAGAGACGAAAUUGAGAAAAAAAGUUUUAAAAAUAAAAUGCAAUGGACCGCUCAUUUAAAUAAAUUAAAAGUAUUCGCUGCUCCAAAAAGAACACCUCCGAGCCCAUUGGAACCGGUAAAUUAAAAAGUGUUUCAUUUUUCGCAACAGAUGGAAAGACUUACGUAAUUAAAUGUUCAUUUUAUUUAGGAAAGAAAGACAAAAAAUUUGAACCAGCUUCUAUUGCGUCUAAAAGAUUUAUCUAUGCCGGCCAAUCGGCCCCCAAAUACCAACGAUAGGACAGUUGAAGAGAUGCGCACAGUAACACGCAAUAUUAUCGUCUACUUAUCUACUUAAUAACCUAGUUGUAUUUUACGCAUUAGUUAUUGAAUGGUUUCAGAUCAAAAAAUCGGUCUUAAAACACAAACCCAGCGAAAGAAUCCUGAAAUUAGCUCAACCUAAAGCAUUGGCCGAAGAGACCUUGUUAGAUUUAAAUUAUGAUCCUCGCGAGCGGUUUUUAAAUGCAAAAUAUUACAAAGGUAAUAUCAAAUUUGUCGUUAUUUAAUAUAACGUACAAAUAAAGUAUUUUAGACUAUAUUUUUUAAACUAUUUCAGUGACCUAAUUCAAAUAUGUUUUACCAUAUUUUAUCUUAUCAUGUAACAAUAUUUACAAAUAAUAAGAAUGUAUAAAACAAUGUUAUUAUUUUUUACACAGCAUCGAAGAGGAUACAAGAAUUGGCAAGCCCCAUUUUAAGGGCCAAUCCCAAAUCUAAUGACAUUAAUAUGGACGCUUUUAAAGUCAGUCCAACAUCACUAAAAGCAAAAUGCUCGAAGAGAGUAAAAGAGUUGGCCAUGCCUAUCAAGAGAUAA
This is a messenger RNA of Cinara cedri, 1467 nucleotides long. Lineage: Eukaryota; Metazoa; Arthropoda; Insecta; Hemiptera; Aphididae. The record is from the annotation of a GenBank genome assembly.